AUGGCCGAGAUCCUUCACAAGCAGGGGAGUAAACGGGUUCGCUUGUUUUUGGACACUGGGAGUCAACGAAGCUUUAUCUCCGCUAAAACUGCAAAGCAGUUAGGCCUGCCAGUGGUAGGCAAAGUGGCGUUGAACAUUGCUCCCUUUGGUUCAGCAGAAAUCAGUGGCCAGUAUGACGUUGUGAGUUGCUGGGUAGAGAUGGGUAAUAGAAUUGUUCGAAUGAAACUAGUUGUUCACGAGAACGUAGACGUCCCGAUUCAUAACGCAGGUUAUGUAAGAGUAAGACAACACCUAGUAGGGAAGGGAGUCACGUUAGCAGAUCCUGACAGUAAGAGCGAUAAGUUACGAAACGUGCACAUUCUUGUGGGUGCAGACUAUUUUAAUUAUUUCAUUAUUGGAGUAGAAAAGAUCGACGGGAUAAGUCUUUUUCUGACCCAUAAUGGCAUGUCGCCAUAUGGGAGAGUGCCACAGUGGCUAUUAGAAGGUCACAAGAUAGAUCAUGUGAGAACGCUCAGGGUAUGUAGGGUCGCGAGCAAACCAAUUGCAUUUGAUGUUGAUGAAUGGUGGCAUUUGGAUACCGCAGGCAUCGCCCCAUCCGAGCAGUACACUGUCUGCGAAGCGGAAGCCAUGCGAAAGGUUUCACAGAGUGUAACGAAGAAGCCUGAGGGAUAUCAGGUUAAUUUGCCGUUCCGUUCAGAAGGUAGGCCAGAAACAAACUUUAGAAAUGCUGUAGCACAGCUGGAUUCGCUGCAAACCAAAUUUCAGAAAGACAAGGACUACUAUAAUCAAUAUCAAGGAGUGAUCGACAAAUACCUGGAGGCAGGAUUUAUAUAUGAAGUAAAAGAUCCAAAAAUAGAAGGAUACUACAUGCCACAUUUCGGCAUUAAAAAAGAUAGUAGCACGACCCCCCUUAGAAUCGUAUUCAAUGCCUCAUCCAAAGCUAAGAAUAAUAAAUCCUUAAAUGAAUGCCUGUUACCUGGGCCUAAUUUAGUAGAGUUGGCCUAUAAUUUGCUUCUAAAGUUUCGAAUGAAUAAAUACGCCAUGCUUGCACACAUAAGCAAAGCAUUUCAUAGAGUACUAUUAGAUCCCCGUGAUGCCAAAUAUACAAGAUUCCUGUGGCCAGAGGUAGCAGGUCGAGCGCUGACCUUCGCUUUCAGAGUCCUGGUGUUCGGCAUCACGGCUAGUCCCUUUUUGUUACAACAAGUAUUGAGUCAUCAUUUUAGUUUAGAAGGAAGAUCUGAAUUAAGCAAGUCAUUUUACGUUGAUAACUAUGUUAGUACCUUUGAAAGUCUGGAUGAGAUGAAAAAAGAACAAGAAUCUGUCCAUGCAAUUUUGGAUAGGGCCAGAAUGCCGUUAGAAGGGUGGGCAACGAACAGUAUAGCCUUCGAUAGCGAGAGAGAGUGGAAAGAACCUGUGAAUGUGAGCGUGCUCGGGCUGAGAUGGGCUCGAGACGUGGACUGUCUGUGUGUGAAAGAAAGUGAGAGGAUUCGGGAAUUGGGGGAGGGAUGGGUACCUACGAAACGUAGGGUACUAUCUUUGCUAAUGUCAAUUUACGAUCCGCUUGGUCUGGUCAGUCCUUUAUUUGUUAGGGGAAAGCUGUUUCUCCAACAACUUUGGGAAGAAGAGAUUGGAUGGGAUGACGUGUUAUGUAAGGAAAAGGCUAAAGAAGCGCGAGAACUGUUAGCAGAGUUGAAAUCAGUCAGUGAUUUAACAUUUCCUAGAGCGGCAGGAGUAAGAAGAUCCGAACUCCAUAUAUUCACCGAUGCCAGUAGUAGGGCAUACGGUGCUGUAGCGUAUGUCAGAGAUAAAGAAAGUAACGUAAUAUUACUCACCAGCAAAAUGAGAAUCACUCCGAAAGGGAUGCUCAAGAUCACCAUCCCUAAAUUAGAACUUUUAGCUUUGCUGCUAGGUUGUAGGCUAGCGAAAACGAUUAAAGGGCUAAUAGAGCCACAAGAGAUUAGUAUCUGUCAUAGCAAAGUUGCAUUAGCCUGGGUGGCAUCCCCGGAUGCCAAGGACAACAAAAAUAUCUUUAUACCUAACCGUGUGGCGGAAGUUGUUUUUCUCCGCCAGAUUUGUGAUUUCAGUGUGAAGUAUGUGCCCAGCAAACAGAAUCCUGCUGAUGUCUUGUCUAGGGGCGCAAAAAUCCAGCAAUUGCAGCAGAACCCUCUUUGGCGCCAGGGUCCAGAGUUCUUGGGAAUCCCAGGAGAGCCUGUUCCUUUCAAAGAGGCAGAUCUAACGAAUAUCAGAACCGUGGUAGCGGCGGUGCAGGAACUGAGGGAAGAAACAAGGUCUAUUCCCCCAGGAGGGAUAUGGGAACUACUACUCAGGGAGGUUGAGUUCCGAAUUUUGAUUAGAGUAACCAGAUUAGUGUUAAAGUUUGCAAAAGUGAAAAGGGAUCCUUUUCGAGCUCUUGUCUUAUUAGAGCAAAGAUUCUAUUUACCUACUGUGUAUGCAUAUUUGGAGGGUGAGGUCAGACCCCCUCGUGAGAUAUUGAAUUUUUCUGGGGAACCCACCAAGCUGCACCCCGGAGACAUCGUGUUAGUAAAGCAAGAAAAUCAAAAGCGGGCAACGUGGCCCCUUGGACGUGUUGUGGAGACGUACCUGGACGACGACGGUGUCGUGCGUUCGGCCAAGGUAUUGUUCGAAGAUGUUGAGUCCCUGCGUGCUGUCAGCAACUUGGUCCCCCUGGAACUUGCCCCCUCAGAUGACGAUGAUGGCGUUGGAGACAAACGGCGUGACGAUGUUGAUGGUGCGACGGAGGAGAUGGUGUGUGACGAUGACGGCAACGAAGAGGUCCGAGACGAGGGAGCGUACAGCCCAGCAGUAGGUGUUCCAGGAAAUGUUGUGACGUCUGGGGACGACCAAGGGAUGGCACUGGCUGCAACAUCCGAACAACCAGCCACAAAGGUCUUGAGUGACAUAGAAGACACUGACGAUAUUGGUAACGAUUUGAGCGAUACCAAUGCAGUAAGUGAGAGUGCUGAAGUGAAUGAUACUCAGGUAUCGAGUGGUAGUGACAUUGACGUUCAGUUAGGCGGACAAAGACGUUCUGCACGCCCUUUGAGAAAGGCUGCUGCUAAGCAGCGCGAGUUAAUGAAGCGCUUAAUGGAAAGCGACUAUAUCUAA
Molecule: messenger RNA, 3126 nt
Organism: Macrobrachium nipponense
Lineage: Eukaryota; Metazoa; Arthropoda; Malacostraca; Decapoda; Palaemonidae
Exons: 2
Coding region: 1-3126 (1041 amino acids)
Source: RefSeq, a predicted model, not a curated record